AUGAUGGACGAUUACGAUUCCGACUCCGAUUCCGAUGCCUCCUACCAAGCAGGAAAAAAGAGACCCAGUCCUGCCUUUUCCGCCAAUAAUAACAAGUACAAGAAUCUUGACAAUGACGACGACGACGAUUCGGAUUCGGACGAUUCCUUGCUCGAUGACUCCAAACAAACCUUUCGGACGUCCAAACGCUUGCGUCAAAAUGCUACCGAACAACAAGACUCCCAUUUGCAAGAUGCCCUCAAAUCAAGAAGCCGCAAAAUGGAGUCCCACGUCAAUUUGCACCGCAAGAUUCAACAAACCAAACAAGAAACGAAAAUGCACGACGAUGAUUUGUUGCAGUCGGCACGAGAUCUCAAAGUGAAGCGGGAAGCGGACAAUAAGCAACGAGAAGAUGAAAAGAAGCAAGAGCAGCAGCAGCAGCAACAACAACAACAACAACAACAUGCUGCAAGUAUGGAUGGAUCCUCACCGGCACCGAAACGAAGAAGUCCCAAUGAUUUGUGGCUCGAAGUCAGAGAUACCGAAUUGACCCGCGGUAUCGACACCAAUUUUGGUUUAUCCGAUAUGCUGCCUGUCAACCGCAAUCUGGCCGAUUCUAGUCAGAAGGCACUGGAAUAUUUGGAAUACGUGCUUGGCCAAGAAAAAAAAGACAAGAAGACCAAAGUGAUUGUCCAGGCAUUCAAGAAGCACUUGAAGAAUGAUACACUGGGUGACUUUUUGGUGCACAAGCGAUUGGCGGCAAUGCCCGAAUCAUCCUUCUUGUCGCCAACUUUGCUACGAUGGCUAUUCGAAGUGGCCGUAGCAACCUGCAGCAGUAGCAGCAGUAGUGCUGGAGAAGAAAACAAAACAACCACCACCACCACAACCAAUAAAAAGGAGGAUCAUGCCAAUGAUGACACUGCUGCCUUUUACAAGCUUUCCCGGGGCGCCUACCAAACGCUGGUACAAUUGUGGUCCACCGGCAAGGGAUUCCUCGACAAGGAGGGAUGCAUUUUGUCCAUUUCGGAUUUGCCACUCCAAUUGCAAGAAUGGUUUGGCAUUGAUGUUGCCAAUGUCAAUAACAAUACCAAAAAGCCAAGUCCCAAAUCACCCACUUCGGUCGGAGGCUUUGUGGACAAAGCAGCAGCAGCAGCAGCAGCAGCAGCAGCAGCAGCAGCAGCAUUGACGUCCACCACUACCAGCAUGCCCAAGGCCAUGAGUGCCUUGUCGUUGAUGAGAUUUUUGACUCUUUGGGAAUUGGCCCUACGCCAAAACAUGGUGUUUGUGGACGUUGUGAAUCAAGAGGUUUGGGAGGAUGCCAUUGUGGCACUCCUUUUAGUAUCCUUGGAUCCCUACAUUUUUGAAUCCGCCACGGAUACCUUGGCGAGUUCUCAACCCAGUGCCACCUUGCGCAAUAUUUUGGGGCACUUGUUGUUGUUGUUGCAAGCAACAAAUAAGAAUAUGGAUUGGACGUCCAGUCUGGCCACCAAAAUUAUGGAGCAGGUCGGCAUUGCCAAGCUUGACAAUAACAAUAACAACAACAACAACAACAACAACAACAACCACCCAAAAAAUGAGACUCAAUCGACGACGACGACGACGACCGAAAAGGACCGUGACAUUGUGUGGAGCGAUCAAGCGAGAAUGGUCCGGGUGCUGUGUCACACCCAAGGAUCGUGUGCCAUUGUGGCCACCUUGUGCGAGAAACUCGUGACCACCAAGAUUAUUUCAUCCAGUCUGCACCAUCACCACCAUCAUCAAGAACAACCAUUAUCCAUAUUGACCAGCUGCUGCUGGGACAAUAUUGACAAGGAACUUUCGACCAUCAAAGGAUGGUCGAGUUUUGCUGCCAUUUCCAAAGUCUUUUUUCAACUCGUGGAAUCUUUGCCCAAUCAAGGAGAAACCAAUGUCCCAGCCUCACUUGUGGAAUUGUUGUUGGAAGCCUUGAUCAUGGGUUUGGCCAAUUUGGACAUUGGGGUGCGUGGCUCCGUUUCCAAAUUGGACACUGCCUCCAACUAUGCCUUUUUUCACCUGCUGGAUACGGUCAUGGUGGAAUUGACGGCCAAAUCCAAGGGCCUCACUGGAGACAAUCCCGAUUAUUUGAAGGUGAAUUAUCAUACGUCCUGUGUCCGGCAAUACACUCGAUUGGAAACGGCCAAGUACAAGGUUGCGGAACAUCAAUCGACAUUGGAUGGUUACUUUUCGAAAACGAAGUGA
This is a messenger RNA of Cylindrotheca closterium, 2196 nucleotides long. The record is from the annotation of a GenBank genome assembly. Lineage: Eukaryota; Bacillariophyta; Bacillariophyceae; Bacillariales; Bacillariaceae.